ACCCUUCUCUGCAUAGAACCCCCCCUUUUUGAGGUGUACCAGACGCUGCUGAGCCCCACCCAGCACCAUGUGGCACUGGUGGGUACCAAGGGGCUCAUGGUGCUGGAGCUGCCCAAACGCUGGGGGAAGAAUUCUGAGUUUGAAGGGGGGAAAGCCACCGUGAACUGCAGCACCAUUCCCAUUGCAGAGAGGUUCUUCACAAGCUCACCAUCUCUGACCCUAAAGCACGCUGCCUGGUAUCCCUGUGAGGCAGCAGAGCCCCACAUUGUGCUCCUGACUUCAGAUAACACUAUAAGGUUUUACAAUCUGAAGGUACCUCAGAGACCCAUCAAGGUGAUUGCUCUUUCAGACACCGAGGAGGAGACCCUUAAAAUCAAUAAAGGAGCCUACACGGCGUCGCUGGGGGAGACCGCCGUGGCCUUCGACUUCGGGCCGCUGGUGCCCGUGCCCAGGAACAGCCUGGGGCAACGUGGGGCUGAGGAGGUGCUGGCCUACCCUCUGUACAUCCUGUAUGAGAAUGGAGAGACCUUCCUCAUCUACAUCAGCCUGGCACAGAGUGCCAGGAGCCUGGGCAAGCUGCUGGGCCCUCUGCCCAUGCACCCUGCAGCAGAAGACAACUAUGGGUAUGAUGCCUGUGCUGUCCUCUGCCUGCCCUGUGUCCCCAACAUCCUGGUGAUCGCCACCGAGGCGGGGCUGCUGUACCACUGCGUGGUGCUGGAUGGAGAGGAGGAUGAGGAGCAGUCAGAGAAGUCCUGGGACCCAAGAUCUGAGCUCAUUCCCUCCCUGUAUGUGUUUGAAUGUGUUGAGCUGGAACUUGCCCUGAAGCUGGCAUCAGGAGAUGAAGAGGAGCCCUUGGACUCUGAUUUCUCUUGCCCCAUCAAACUCCACCGAGAUCCAAAAUGUCCCUCCAGAUACCACUGCACACACGAGGCUGGUGUCCACAGCGUGGGCUUGACCUGGAUAGAGAAGCUCCACAAGUUCCUUGGCUCAGAUGAAGAGGACAAGGACAGUUUGCAGGAGCUGGGAGCAGAGCAGAAGUGCUUUGUGGAACAUAUUCUCUGUACAAAACCCUUGCCAUGCAGGCAACCUGCUCCCAUUAGAGGAUUUUGGAUUGUUUCUGACAUCCUGGGCCCCACAAUGAUCUGCAUCACCAACACCUAUGAGUGCAUUACAAGGCCCCUCUUGAGCACAGUCCAUCCUGCAGCCCCUGCCCUGCUGUGCAGCAGGGAGGAGGAGGAGGAGGAAGCUGCUGUGUCCCCCCUGCGUGCCCUGGCUCAGGCUCAGCACACCUUUGAGAAGCACAUCCUGGGGAUCCUGCAGCGUGGCUCUGCCAACCCCCUGCUCCUCAGGUCUGCAGAUCCUGAGGCUGCUCCUCCCCCUGAGGAGUGUCUCCAGCUGCUGAGCAGGGCCACGCAGGUCUUCAGGGAGGAGUACAUCCUGAAACAGGACCUGGCCAAGGAGGAGAUCCAGCAGAG
Messenger RNA from Merops nubicus (carmine bee-eater), 1475 nucleotides. It is a transcript of the gene NUP88, whose product is annotated as nucleoporin 88kDa. Lineage: Eukaryota; Metazoa; Chordata; Aves; Coraciiformes; Meropidae. The transcript has 11 exons. The annotation marks the transcript as partial. Gene Ontology annotation, cellular component: nuclear pore. Gene Ontology annotation, molecular function: structural constituent of nuclear pore. Gene Ontology annotation, biological process: protein import into nucleus; mRNA export from nucleus; ribosomal small subunit export from nucleus. The record is from RefSeq and is a predicted model, not a curated record.